Messenger RNA from Rhopalosiphum maidis (corn leaf aphid), 1015 nucleotides. It is a transcript of the gene asf1, whose product is annotated as histone chaperone asf1. The coding region runs from base 253 to 867 and encodes 204 amino acids. Gene Ontology annotation, molecular function: histone binding. Gene Ontology annotation, biological process: DNA replication-dependent chromatin assembly. The transcript has 6 exons. NCBI's taxonomy places the organism in Eukaryota, Metazoa, Arthropoda, Insecta, Hemiptera, Aphididae. The record is from RefSeq and is a predicted model, not a curated record. Gene Ontology annotation, cellular component: nucleus.
UUAACAGAAUGGAUUAUGGGCAAUAUAAUGCUCUAAUGCCGUAAAGAAGUUAAUGAACACAGAACACUAUUGGUUAAAUAUUAUUGAUAGCUUUUUCGGUUAUUAGUUUCUAUGUGCUUUUAGUGUUUUGUGUCUUCCGUUGCAACUUGAAAAUACGCGUAAAGUGUUUUUCCGCAGUACAAAUUUAAACUUUUUAUAUAAACUGCAUUCCAGUAUCUAUUCAUAUUAGUGUUUAAGGAAAUCAAUAACAAUAUGGCUAAAGUACAACUGUCAAAUGUGGUUGUCUUAGACAAUCCGUCUCCAUUUUUAAACCCUUUUCAAUUUGAACUUACAUUUGAGUGUAUUGAAGAUUUAAAUGAAGAUUUGGAAUGGAAAAUGAUUUAUGUUGGAUCUGCUGAAAGCGAAGAACAUGAUCAAAUAUUAGAUACUAUUUAUGUUGGUCCCGUUCCCGAAGGAAGACAUAUGUUUGUUUUUGAGGCAAAUCCUCCAGAUGUUUCUAAAAUUCCUGUAGAAGAUGCUGUUGGUGUAACUGUUGUACUAUUAACUUGUUGUUAUCGUAAUCAAGAGUUUGUUAGAGUUGGAUAUUUCAUUAACAAUGAAUAUACAGAUCCAGAGCUGCAAGAAAAUCCUCCAGCUACACCUCAAUUUGAUAAGAUGACAAGAAAUAUACUGGGUACUGAACCUAGAGUAACGAGGUUUAAGAUUAAUUGGGACGACUCUGAACAACCUACUACUAGUAAUGGAAUACAAACUACCUGUCACGAAAAUGAAGAUUCAAAUCUACAAGAAAUGGAUGAAGAAGUGUCUUCUUUAUUAUCUUCCCAUGCAGACAAUAGCCUUAGUCAAAGUCCAAUGGAAGUAUUGUAAAUUGACUGAUCCAAUAUCUCAUCUAUUUUAAUAUCAAUAUUUUUUCUAAGUAAUGAAUUUUAUAAGAAAAAUAAAUAAAAGAAAUGUUAAUCGUGUAAUAAUAAAUAUAAAAGCAAUUAAUUUAAAGUUGAAAUAAAAUAAAGACGUU